Molecule: messenger RNA, 780 nt
Organism: Coffea eugenioides
Lineage: Eukaryota; Viridiplantae; Streptophyta; Magnoliopsida; Gentianales; Rubiaceae
Product: ethylene-responsive transcription factor WIN1-like
Exons: 1
Coding region: 1-780 (259 amino acids)
Biological process (GO): regulation of DNA-templated transcription
Molecular function (GO): DNA binding; DNA-binding transcription factor activity
Source: RefSeq, a predicted model, not a curated record
AUGGAUGGUAGCAUGGACGCUCAAAGCUCAAAAGUACAAUCUCAGUCCCAAGAUCCAUUUACAAGUCUACCCUUGCUGCCUAUGAUGGCAACAGCAACCCCUCCUGAAAGUAUUGAAGUGCAAGUAGACAUGGAAAGUCCAAGACGAGAAAAUAUUACCAUCCAUGGAAGAAGAAGAUUUUUAGGAGUUAGACAAAGGCCUUCGGGAAGAUGGGUAGCUGAAAUCAAGGAUUCAUCUCAGAAGCUGAGGCUUUGGCUGGGGACUUUUGACAGAGCUGAAGAAGCAGCCUUGGCUUAUGACAAUGCAUCUAGACUUCUAAGGGGAAGAAAUGCUAAGACAAACUUUACAUACAAUGGAACCAUGGAUACUCGCGAAGAAAAUCUUAGUUUGCUGGGAAAGAAUCCAAGGCUUUAUCAGCUUCUUAAACAUGCCAUCACGAAGAACCUGGCGAAAUCCUCAGCUCUCGAUUCUUCAAAAUCUACGCGGAAUUUUACUGAUCAGAGAUUCUGUGAAGGAGAAAGCAGUCCUGUUGAUCAUGUUGUAACAACAGUUGAAGACAAUAUAAUUGGAAAUGAAGAUCAUGAUCAGUCUCAAGAAAAACGUGGGCUCCGCGGGAUCUCACUUGGCAGCUCAAAGGUGUAUUCUUCUGUUAUUGUGGCUCCUUCUUUCAGCGCUUCUUUAAGUCAAGGAAGAGAAGAACCAGAGAACAAUUCUCAGGGGACUCUGUUUAAUUCACUGUUUUAUCAGACAAAUGUAAUGUCCCACCACAAACUAGUAUAA